UGUGAGCAACAUAAACUGCCAUUGCUAAUUCUUUUUACCAAGGUCGCGUCACGUAUUACUACUAAAUGAUCAAGAAAAAUCAGUAUAAUGGAAUUUACAGGAUUCAGAAAAAUCGCCAUUUUAGACGAUCAGGAAGCUGUCACUAUUGCAUAUAAGGAUGUAAGGGAUGACCAUACAGACACGAAAUGGUUACUUCUAAAGUACAGCGCUGAAAAUAGAAUAGUACUACAUUGGACAGGUUCUGAUUGCGGGAAAUUCUUUACCAAGUUUACAGAUAAAGUCAGGCUAUUUGCUUUCAUUCGUUUAGAUUUCGAGGAAAAGGGACAAGAGACAAUUAAGCGAACAAAAUUUGUGUUGUUAUCAUGGAUUGGUCAAGACGUUGCAAACGAAAAGAGACAAAGGGUUCAUGGAGACAGGGAUUGUAUCAAAAGCGUUAUUAAGGAUUAUGACUGCGAAUUGUGUCUGUACGAAGAGACAGGUAUUGAUGAAAAGUUGAUAUUGCAAAAAGUAGAAGAGGCAGAGACAAAAUAACAGAAGGAUGAAGU
Molecule: messenger RNA, 545 nt
Organism: Mytilus trossulus (common blue mussel)
Lineage: Eukaryota; Metazoa; Mollusca; Bivalvia; Mytilida; Mytilidae
Product: coactosin-like protein
Exons: 4
Coding region: 88-531 (147 amino acids)
Biological process (GO): regulation of actin filament polymerization
Cellular component (GO): actin filament; site of polarized growth; cortical actin cytoskeleton
Molecular function (GO): actin filament binding
Source: RefSeq, a predicted model, not a curated record